UUUGCAUAAUUUGCACAUAACAUCACAUGCUCGGUUUGAACGGUUCAAAGUCAAAUUUUUCCCGGAAUACGAGCUCUCGAAAAUCAUGGAUGACUAUCAAAGCAUCGCUUCGAAAGGACAACGUCUUGCCUUUGCUCAUAUUCUCGUUGGGUUUGCCCUGAUCGUUGCCGGCAUUCUGGACAGAUUACAGCUGGAGUCUUAUUUUGGUUAUUCAUGUUUUGGGAUUUGGGUCGGCAUUUGGGUAAGAUGGAAUGUGGCAAUGCAGUAUUUUAGUGAAUGUUGCACUAAAGUCAUCGCGAGAGUAUUCCGGGCGUUAAGAUAGAAUUAGAACAUUUUGAAAGUCGCUGAAAGAUGUAGCUUCGGAGACUUUAUUCGAUAGAUUGCCUAAUGUCUCACUCGCUCGAAUCGUCCAUACAAGUUGGUAUUUGAUAAGUUGUUUCCCAUUACCCAAGAUAACGCGAUUAAAACAAGCACUCAAAAUAAACUGAACAACUAUUUCCAACUAAUGUCCCUUUUCUUUCAAUCGAAGUUUGAAGGCAAUUUACAUUUAUUAUGACUCUUUUCUGUGCAACCGGAAGUCAUUUGACCUUUGACCAAGUAUGCGUGAAAAAGCAAGCAUCGACACGAACUGCCUUACACGUACAUAAUCGUGUUUAUACAAAAAUAAAUCUGCAGUUAAAUAAAUCGCUUGUACGCGUUUCAUGUUGCAGAAGCUCUACUAGAUGAAAUCAUCAAGUUAAUUUUAUUUUAUUCGAUUGACUCAUACUCAUUUAUAAUUUAUAUUUACGUUAGGUCGCUAAAUUUCCGUUUAAAAAGAAAAAAAAACAAAGCGUGAGUAUUUAAGAAGAGUCGCAAAAGUCUAACUUUGUGCUCUACUGCUCAUAUGACUUAUUACGCAACACUGAAUGUUAAGGCCUCUUCUACACUUAUGAGUAGCUCGAUUCUCAAACGUUGGCUCGCUCGACGAGGAGGGAAUGGGAUAAACCGAUAUUAUCAUCAUUUUUAAAAAUGCCAUUAUGCUAAUCUAAAGCUUCUAUCGUAGAUGUGUAUCACAGGAGGCCUCGGCAUCUCUGCUACUAAGAUGUUCAGAACGUCAACAACCAACAUUUAUGUAAGUACAUGUACAUCUAAGAUUUUGUAUAGCGCAAUUCCGACAACCGCUUGGGAACUUGCUAUUUUAAAAGCAAGUUCUCGAAACGUUUGAGCUGGCUGAUUGGCCAGCUUGGAGUUGAACAUUGCUAGGUAAUAUUCACUUCCGAGUUGCCAAACGCACGUCAAGAGUUUAGUUUCCGAUCAUUUUUCGGUACAAGGACUGAAAUAAGCUGUAUUUUUUCUUGUUCAGUAAAAACAAUUAUUAAUCUCAGAGUUGGAUGGAAAUUUACCUCCGAUUCGGUGAUUCGAUAUCAUUCAAUAUUGUACUGUGAAUACAUAAACAAUGCUGCUACUACUUAAAAGACUGCGAGCGUAUACCAGGCAUUGUUAUAUUCUGGAGUCUGUGUAUUACAAUGCUAAAACAAAUUACGCUAUCUAUCAUUUCACUAACAAUUGUAAAAAAUAAUUCAAAUCCUCUUUGUUAUUCGUCGUCAAGAUUUUGAAUAAUUCAAUCGUUAAAUGUCGAGUAUUGACUAGAGACAGACCAAGAGAGAACCUUUCAUUUUAUCUCCUUAAGGCGGCUCUGUUUAUGGCAUUUUCCAUAGUAUCGUCCGUUAGUGGCCUACUUAUCAGCUCCUUAUAUGGAGCAACAGAAUUGAGAGCUUUCAGUAUAACCAUGGUAAUCCUUGGUGCUCUUGAGUUUGGCAUUGGAAUUGCAGCGUCUGUGUGCUGCUGCUUGAUGAAGCCUUGUACAUGCUGUUGUUGUGUCUCCCCAGAUGAGGUAUUGUUUGUAAAAUAAUUCAAAGAAACGUUUAAUUUGCUCCCCUAACCACCCACCUCUCUACCCUUCUACUUACCCACCUUCAUCUUACCUACCCACCUUCGUUGCUUACCCACGUGCUUAACUUCUUGUCUAUUUUCAUAUCCAGCCACUAAGUAACCCACCUGGUUAUCUGUUGACUUACUUGCCUAUCUAACUACCCAUCGACUACCUCCUUUCCUGCCUCAAAACCUAUUCAAAAAUUUAUCGGAAAGAUCUUUGUAAACAAACACCUCUAUUUUGUGCGAAAAUAUGUUCAGAUAUUUGUGCGCGGAUAUCAUCUGUUGCAAGAUGCGAACAGUUUCUGAGAACGGAUCUGCAGGAAAACUAAGAGCUUCCAAGAACAAACAAUGUCCAAGGACAAAUAUCAGUUCAUAUUUUCAAACAAAAUAGAGGCUAUUGUGUUCAUUAUCCUUCAAAGAUUUUGCAACGCCCGGGAAAAAAUGCUUACGAACAGCUUACCGUAUGCAGCGUGGGUUGUUUUCUUUUGAGUGAUUUCCGGUACGACUUAUGGAAAAAAAAUUCCAUUUUUCUGUAACAUCCACAAAACCCUAUACAAUCUUGAAUAAAAUUUGAAACUAAUACUUAUCAUAAUAGAAAUUAUGUUUAAAAAUUGGGGACUAUCACUUGGGUGAUGCUCUCAGAUAUCACCUAGUUUUAGCUUGAGUAUCUUCGGUCUGGCGUUGCGUUUAGAUCAAUCGCGGGCGAACAAAAAUGUUUGAUGGAUCGUAAUUACAUAUACACACACCCUUUAUAGUCCUAUUACAUAAAAAAUGUACCUUCCUAACCUAUCCCACCCACAUAUUUACCAAUAUACAUAUUUACAGAGCACUAUCUCCUUUUCAAUGUCAUAAUUUCCUUUCUUUUGUCUCUUCUCAUCUAAAAUUUUUAGAGACGACCUUUAGUGUAUCCACCACGUGUUCAGCCCAUAUUGGUUGACAGGCAAACUAACUAUGUUGCCGUCGUAGUCCCUCCGUGAAAAAAUCGCACUCAAGGAAUGUGAAACUACGUGAAUCUCAAGAUCAUCAAUCCAAAUGUUUCAAUAAUUUUUUUUUUUUCAUCAUUUGUGAGUUGACUACUUGAGAGACUAAAAAGAAACCUAAUAAAAAAGUGAUAUCGCAUUUUAAUAAACAGGCGUGGAUUCGUUUCGUAGCUUAAUUCAUAAUGACAAAG
This is a messenger RNA of Pocillopora meandrina, 3085 nucleotides long. The record is from the annotation of a GenBank genome assembly. Lineage: Eukaryota; Metazoa; Cnidaria; Anthozoa; Scleractinia; Pocilloporidae.